Messenger RNA from Zea mays, 897 nucleotides. RefSeq lists its product as uncharacterized. Gene Ontology annotation, biological process: proteolysis. Bases 1 to 897 code for a protein of 298 amino acids. Lineage: Eukaryota; Viridiplantae; Streptophyta; Magnoliopsida; Poales; Poaceae. The record is from RefSeq and is a predicted model, not a curated record. The transcript has 7 exons. Gene Ontology annotation, molecular function: cysteine-type peptidase activity.
AUGUCUACUCCAGUUUCUCAGCAGGAUACGCAGUUUACAGACACACAGGGUAAACAUGGUGACGGUGGCAAGAACAUGCUGACCAAUACAAACGUCACUCCUAAAGCAACACCACACAUGGAUCCUGACGCGCCGAUAUUUGAUGCGACUCCGCAAAUCAAGGUUUAUGUUGAAACCGAUCCAGCUACAAACACUCCACAGGUUGGCCAGGCUUCUCUUGAUUCGGAGAUGCAAACUGUGUUAGCUCUACGCGAAUAUUUGUGUGGUCUGCAAUCUGACACCGGCAGGACCAUAAUAGAUUAUGGUGAAUAUUCAGCGACAUGUUCUGACAUAUAUGAAUCUUUUGCCGAUGGGAAGUGUCUCGACAAUGUAUUCAUGCAGUGUUUCAUCCAAUGUGUUAUUGAUGAUGCAAAAAAUCAGCAGACUUCCAUGAGUUCGAACAGUUUGAUUCUUGAUGUUAAUGUUGGGUCACUACUCAACUUUGAGGAACAGGAACGACACAGUCGCAACCCUCAACCUUUUGAUGAAUCUGUACUCCACACACUUCUAGACAAUUCAUUGCCUGAGACAGAUGAAUUGGACCAAUGCAAAGCGAUCAUGGUCCCCAUGGUAAGCAGGGGGCAUUGGACAUUGUAUGUUGUCAACAAGGUCAAGAAGUGCAUUCAUAUUUUAGAUUCCAACCCAUAUGGACCAACACUUGGUGGAACUACAUGGAAGGACUAUCAUUUUGCACAUUUGGGCUCAGGUGGCAGAAAGUUACCAUGGGCUAAGGUUAUUAUGAGCAGAUUAAACAAAGCAAUACAACAUGGCAACACCAGUGAGAUACGGUCUCUUGCGCUGCAUUAUAUCACAUUCCACCCGAAGAACAAAGCAUUAUCGCUGCUCCAAGACAUCUAA